ACAUGACAUGCGCCGUCAGCAGUCACCACGUGACCUCAUAGAUGACGGACACUCUGCUCCGGCAGGUGGCGCUGCCCUGACGUCACACAUGGAGGAAGAUAAAAACCGCCAAGCUCUGUUCACAUGGGGCUCGAACAGUUACGGUCAGCUGGGGCUGGGCAGCACAGACGACGCCAGAGCUCCUCGGCAAGUGCCAGGCUUGGGGGAGACGUGUGGCAUCCUGAAGAGCCUCACUGCUGGCGGGGGGCAUUCUGCUGCUGUUACAGAUUGUGGGAAGUUGUACGUUUGUGGUCAGAACAAGAGUGGUCAGCUGGGGCUGGGGCACUGCCAGGACCUCGCCCGCCUCACCCUGUGUACUGCCAUUUUGGACCUGUGCGUUGCCAAGGUUUCCUGUGGCUGGGACUUCUCCCUCAUCUUGACAGAUGGCGGGCAUCUGUUAUCUUUUGGAUCCAAUGCCUAUGGGCAGCUGGGAAACACCCAACAGAAGACGAGUUCAGUUCCUAAACUAAUUCAGAAUGUUCCUGAGAGGAUUGUGGACGUCGCUGCUGGUUUACGACACUCGUUGGCUGUUACAGAAAGUGGACAGACAUUACAAUGGGGCUCUGGACUGGCAUCGCAGGCAAAGAGAUUCUGCCAGGGGGGAUCAAUCCUUGGUUUCUACACAGCUCGGGAGCCUUGCCCAGUGCCAGGUUUGGAAACUGUAAAAGUAAAGCGUGUGGCGGCAGGUUCCUACCACUCGGUGGCGCUCUCAGUUGCAGGAGAACUGCAUGGAUGGGGCAGCAAUAAACACGGGCAGCUUCUUCAUUCUGAGCCCUUCCUACUGCAGCCUCGUAAGAUGGAUGGCGCAGCGUUCUCUGAAGAGAAGCUGAAGGCGGUGUGGAGUGGAUGGAGCCAUCUGGUCGCACAGUCUGAGACUGGUAAAGUGUUCACUUGGGGAAGAUCAGACUACGGACAGCUUGGUACCAGUGUGGGCUCUCCUUGUGCCAAGAGCCAAGAAGCUAAAGGGAAGUUCAAGCCCCCGCUGUGUGUCCCUGUCUUGACCGGAGCCUCUCAGGUUGCCUGCGGGUCAGAACAUAACCUGGCAUUAUGCGGGAAUGCGGUUUAUUCCUGGGGAUGGAACGAGCAUGGGAUGUGUGGAAACAGCGAUGAAGACGCGGUCCCUGCUCCAGCAGCGGUCAGCCUCCAGGCUCCCGGCAGAGUGGAGCUGAUCGGAUGCGGAGCCGGACACUCCAUGGUUCUGUGCACCGGCCACAGCUCAUCCGGAUGCAUUUUCUAUGGACACCGAUGAUUCAUAGAUCUACCGAAUUUCAUUGGUUCAUUCAAGAAAGCGGAAUAAAUGUGUGUAAUGCUGAAA
Messenger RNA from Bufo gargarizans (Asiatic toad), 1354 nucleotides. RefSeq names its product secretion regulating guanine nucleotide exchange factor (gene SERGEF). Bases 8 to 1288 code for a protein of 426 amino acids. The transcript is spliced from 11 exons. NCBI's taxonomy places the organism in Eukaryota, Metazoa, Chordata, Amphibia, Anura, Bufonidae. The record is from RefSeq and is a predicted model, not a curated record.